CAACAUCAUCCUUCCAUCAACCUCCCAUCCAGAUGUUAUCAGUCUUCCUCCAUCGUCGACCUGCGAUGGGCCCAGAAGUCGAAGUUGUUCUCGUUUAGUGUUGAUUCCUCGAAUCAUUAUUCCAUCUUUCCAUUGCUGUUCUCUUCUCCUGUUUAUAUCCCCACAAGAUCUACCAAAAGAUCUGCCUUGCGUCAUCCACCCGCCCCCGUCAGGUACCAGAGAAAGCUGCGGCAUCGGGGGAAUCUCGAACCCCACCCCGCCCAUCCCAUCAUCACACCUCAGCUCGGCUCGGUGCCCAGGAACCGAGAGAGAGGAUCGGCGGCAACGCAAGCUCGCCCAUAGCUCGUUCGUCCCAAUCAGUCAAAAAGCUCUCCCUGGUCGUCCAGCCGCUUGUUGCCCAACAUGGUUGUCUUUGUUGAUCUCGACGAGGAAAUGGAGCCUCUUCACGUUCUCGAGGCGCGCCGCCUGGCCGCUGCUGCCGCCAUCGCGACGCAUGGCCUAGAACCAUCCAGCCGCGAGCUUAAUCAUGAGCUCGAGAAGCCGAUGGGCGCUCCGAUUGUGUCGGUAGCUCCAGUUCCCUCACCGGAGCCCACGCCGGCAUUCCAGAGUACUGCUACUGAGGCUUUUGGCUGCUAUCCUAUCGUUAUGUCCAUUGCUGAACACAUCGACCUCAACACCCUCGACAGCCUAGCCCGUACCUCGCGCCAGGUUCGCCGCGGCUUGCUGCAGUACCGCUCUAUCCUUUUAUCGUCGACGCUACACUGCUCCAAUGAAGGCACACCCGUCGACCCAGAAUCCACCUUCCGCUUCCGCGCGAGGGCCGGCAACUGGUACUAUAUGGAAGACGGCCGAAAUUACAAUGGCAAGAGCGGCAGCUGUGCCCGGGACCUGGUGACGGAGUGUCGGAGGUGCAGGACCGUUGUGUGCAGGAAUUGCGCCAUCAAGCCGCCAGCACACAACGCCCUCCGUGAACGCCAUCGUAGGCUGUGUAACCCGUGCAUUAAGGCCCCAAUCGCGUCGCUCGUCAACUCCGCCCUGGAGCCCGAGACGCCCCUUAUGGAUGACGCAGUGCGACGAGAGAUUUGCCGGUGCGAUAUUGACGGCGUCUGGCUCUGCCAACCAUGUGGGCGAAGCAUGCGUGGAGAUGACCACGAAUAUCAGCGCAUUUGGAAAUGGCGAGCCCACUACGGCGAAGUCCUCGGCGGCCUCGGAACAGGUAUCGGCGAGGGUGACCGUGGCGUCAUUUGUGGUCGCGGGAGCGCCUGCGCCGGUGCCAAGGAGCGAGAGAACGAGACCGAUUGUGACGCCGAGGAUGCAGCUGUGAGCGGCGCGAACCUGUGGACGGCCACGAACCAGGUGCAUCUUGACACGGUGCGCUAUGAACGCACACCGAGUCCCCAGCUCGGCCCUGGUUACGAGAGGCAUGAGAUUGAGGGCAUCGGCGGCUGUGUCAAGACCAAGCUCAUCAGGAUGGUGAGAGUUGGUGCUUGUGUGCCCGAGUGGGACGAUGAGAAGAGUCAUCACAGCAUUCUCCGAAGAGAGGUUAAGGGCAUCAGGAGAAGUUGGUGCGGCUGGUGCUAUGGAGUGAUUCCCGGUGAAGCUGACUUGAAAAAGGUCGGUGCUACGAUGCGCCAACUUUGAGGCCUGGGUAACGAGUAUACUUUCAUUGUAAUGGCUUGAUGACAUCUGUUUCUUAUGGAGGGGGUUGGGGGGAUGUGGCACUAGGGAGAUGAUGCCGCGUCGCAUAAGCUGCACGGCGAACUUUACACGCAAUGCCGGAGAGGCACAAGAGGAACAUGACCGUAACGGGGAUGCGGCGGAGGCCAAGUAUCUCCCACUGAAGAAUUGGCGCGAGACAAUGUUCAACGCAGCACACGCCGAGCUACGGCAUUCGUUGUCAAUUGGACAUUCCAGACCACGGUCGUCCUGGUUAGGACCAAAUUUAGGAUAGCGGCAUCUAGGCGCACAUAAUAAUGGCGGAGUAGAUACGGAAAAACAAUAUACACGAAUUUAUACAAGGCUUUAUUCUUUUGUAUACAUGUGUUUUGGGGGUGGUUCCGGUAGCUUCGCAACCCGCAAAUGCCCUGUUUCUUAUCCUACAGUAUCUCUCUCUUUCCCCUCUGUCUCAUCCCCAUUUUGAUACUCCUUGCUAUUUGAUGCUACAGAGAAUGGACGUGCCAUAACUCACACACCCCCUUUUCGUCUCAUAUUGGUGGUACACAGCCCCUCCUCCGACGUGGCGGUACAUCUUGAUAUUUGCGUCUAGGCGACCUCCUUCUCAUGAAUGGCCCGUAGCCCACGCAGGAAAGUCGACCUUGCUGGCCAAGCCCCUCCUGGUAACGUUCACACCCCUUGAGGCGAGUACGUCCAGUUCACACUCAUCACCUUUUGUC
Molecule: messenger RNA, 2393 nt
Organism: Colletotrichum destructivum
Lineage: Eukaryota; Fungi; Ascomycota; Sordariomycetes; Glomerellales; Glomerellaceae
Exons: 4
Coding region: 403-1641 (412 amino acids)
Source: RefSeq, a predicted model, not a curated record